This is a messenger RNA of Ogataea parapolymorpha DL-1, 1302 nucleotides long. Its product is annotated as Ornithine decarboxylase. Lineage: Eukaryota; Fungi; Ascomycota; Pichiomycetes; Pichiales; Pichiaceae. Gene Ontology annotation, molecular function: ornithine decarboxylase activity. Bases 1 to 1302 code for a protein of 433 amino acids. The transcript has a single exon. The record is from RefSeq and is a predicted model, not a curated record. Gene Ontology annotation, cellular component: cytoplasm.
AUGGCUCCAUCAGUGCUUGUCCAGCCGGCCACUUUGUCCAAUGCCGGAUUGAAAAAUGCGUGGAGCAGUGUCUCUGACUUUCCUCCCCACGCAGAGUCGCUCCUGGGGGCCACCCUGCUCUCCAAAAUCCAGAGCGUCGACCACAACACCUGUGAACCAGACGAGCUCGACCCGUUCUUUGUGUGCGACCUGGGCGAGCUGAAACGGCUUGUCAGACUCUGGCGCGCAGAAAUGCCCCGUGUCGAGCCCCUCUACGCGGUGAAGUGCAACAACGACGAAAAGCUUCUGCACACACUGCUCCAGAUGGGACUCGGCUUUGACUGUGCUUCCAAGACCGAGAUCCAGCAGAUGCUGUCCUUGGGUGCAGAUCCGGCCAAAAUCAUUUACGCCAACCCGUGCAAGGCAGUUCCCCACGUACGUUAUGCACGGCAAAAUGGCGUGAACCUCACUACUGUCGACAGUGUUGACGAGGUGCGCAAGAUAGCUGCUCACCACCCUGACUGCGGACUGCUUAUCCGCAUCCACACGGACGAUGCCGACGCCACGUGCCCGCUGUCUAUCAAGUUUGGCGCAUCAUUGCAGGAGGCGCGGAUUUUGGUUCAGGAGUGCGCCAAACUAAAGCUCAAUCUCAAGGGUGUCGCAUUCCAUGUCGGUUCGGGUUGCAAAAAUUUCAACACUAUCGAGACGGCCGUCAGGGACUCGCGGAUGGUCUUUGACUACGCCGAGUCGCUAGGCUACACCUUGAAGAUGCUCGACAUUGGAGGCGGAUUUUCGAAAGCCACGUUCCACGCCUCUGCGGCCGUUUUCCGGUCUGCCCUGGACACCCACUUUGCGGCAGAGGAGUUCCCAGAUCUUUACAUCUUUUCCGAACUGGGCCGCUUUUUGGCCGCUUCGUGCUUCACUCUCGCUGUCAACGUCACGUCCAAGCGCUCCGACGCCUUUCAAGAAAGAAUCUACGUGAACGACGGUGUUUACGGCAACCUCAACUGUAUUCUGUUUGACCAUCAGGAGGUUGAGCCGAAAGUGCUCACCUCGCAUGGCCGGUUUGUGUUCCACUCGAACUAUAACCAUCCAGAGAAGGAGUUGGCUGCGGCAGCCAACCCAUUCAAACAGUACUCUGUCUGGGGUCCGACAUGCGACGGACUGGACUGUAUUAGUCCAAACUGUAAGCUGUCCCAGGAGGUUGUUGCUGGCGAUUGGUUGUAUUUCAAGGAUACAGGCGCCUACACGUCUGCUGCAGCCACCAACUUCAACGGCUUCAGUGCAAAUAGUGAGUGUUUAUACAUUGACAGCUACCAAUAG